AUGAACGAUUUGGGUGUCGAUGAGGAGGAUGGGAUGAGGAGGAGCUUUACGCAGGCUGCUACCCCGAAGAACCAUAAAAGCUCUGACAUAGAUGCAGUAAUUAGUAAAUUUGUUUUGGCAGAAAAUGGCAGGGAAGGUCACGUAGAAGAUGAAUUUCCUGAAGUUAAAGUAGACUUUCAGGAGACAUUUUUGGGCCACACAAGUCCAAUCAGCCGAUGCCGCUUUUCUGCAUCUGGGAACAAUAUAGCCAGUGCUUCUCUGGAUGGCACAGUAAGGAUAUGGACGUAUGACUCUUCAACUCCAGCAUCAAGAAAUGCAACAAUUUAUUGUGGGGCAGAGAUCAUGUCACUUGACUGGGAGUCUAAGUCUGACCGCUUGCUUCUCAUAGGCACUGCUGAUGGAGGCAUUAAAGCAUGGAAUGUUGAUGCAAAGAGGGUUGUCUGUGAUCUGAGCACAACUGAAGCAUUUCCGAGUGUCUUGGAUCUGAAGUGCAGCCCUGUAGAGCCAAUUUUUGUUUCUGCGGCAGCAUCCAGAGGGCACGGCUCAAGUUAUAUUGACAAAUUGGGGUUUGCUUCGUUAACCGUAUGGAACAUGAAAAUGUGGAAGGCUGUGACAGUCCUUCCACUUGGUAAAGAUCCACCUGCAAUUACUUCCCUAUGCUUCAAUCACAAUGGGAAGAUUUUAGCAGCUUCUGCAACCGAUGGAAUGAUUCACAUGUUUGACAUGGCUGCUGGUUUGCAAAUUACUGGGUGGCCUGCACAUGAUUCUGCUAUAAACUCUAUUCUUUUUGGGCCUGAUGAGACAAGCAUUUUUAGCUUGGGUUCAGAUGGAAAGAUUUUCGAAUGGAGCUUGCAAAAUCAAGGUCACGUCCUUUGGUCAAGAAACUGUAGUAGGUUUUGUGAUCCUGAGAGCUCAAAAAUUUGCAGACAUGAAAUGGCUUUAAAUGCUAACGGGAGGAGACUAUUGGUGACAUCUGGUUCAGUAAGAGCACCCAUAUAUCAGGUUCGUGGUCAUAGAAAUGGGUUGAGAACUCUUCCACAUAGUGCUGCUAUAACAACUGUUGAUUGGCAUCCUACUUUGCCCAUUUUCGUGACUCGAUCAGCUGAUAACUCGGUUCGAGUAACGUCUAUUUUAUAA
Corylus avellana is the source of this 1137-nucleotide messenger RNA. NCBI's taxonomy places the organism in Eukaryota, Viridiplantae, Streptophyta, Magnoliopsida, Fagales, Betulaceae. The record is from RefSeq and is a predicted model, not a curated record.